Achroia grisella is the source of this 1573-nucleotide messenger RNA. Its product is annotated as protein LSM14 homolog A-like. Gene Ontology annotation, molecular function: mRNA binding. Gene Ontology annotation, cellular component: P-body. The coding region runs from base 113 to 1573 and encodes 486 amino acids. The transcript has 9 exons. Lineage: Eukaryota; Metazoa; Arthropoda; Insecta; Lepidoptera; Pyralidae. Gene Ontology annotation, biological process: cytoplasmic stress granule assembly; P-body assembly. The record is from RefSeq and is a predicted model, not a curated record.
UCCAUUUGUUGCCUACUUCCCUUCAGUCAUUUUCUUCUAGACACUGUAUAAACUUGUUCAAUGAAAUCAUAAAAAAUCUUUGUCAUCGAUAGGUUUUACUUAAAUUGACAUUAUGAGACCUCGAAUGCCUGAAUUAUACUCGAAAUUAAGUCUAAUAUCCUUAGCUGAUAUCCGUUAUGAAGGCAGACUUUUUACCUUCGAUCUCCAAGAAGGUAUCAUCGCUCUGGCUAGUGUUCGAUCAUUUGGUACUGAGGAUCGUCAGACAAAAUAUCCUAUAGGACCCCAGAGCCAAGUGUAUGACUACAUCUUCUUCCGUGGAUCUGACAUCAAGGACAUCAGUGUGAUUGAUAAUGUGCCAGCCUUGUCGAACGAUCCAGCCAUCAUGCAGAUAUCGUUGCCACCUUCGCUUGGAGGUGGCCUAUCACCACCAACCCAAUUUGUGGGGCAGUUCACUCAGCCAGUUGCUGGUCAGCUGCAAUACACUCAAUACCAUCAAAUAGCAGGGUCCACUGACAGUGCUCAAGCUUUGAUCAACAAUUCCAGUGAGUUGUCUCCACCCCCUAUGACUGCUGCAAUUGGAUCAGAAAUGAUACACCUCUCCAAUCAAGUAAAAGACCAAGAUUCCAUUCUUGAUGUUAUUGGUGUAUCUCAACAAAAUGCUUCAAGCUCUGGAAUUCUUGCCGUCGAAGGUCAGAGGAUGAGACCUACUGCAGAUCAAGGGACUCAGCAGAUGAGUGCAGUUGGAAGAGGCUCACGGCAACAGCGGGACAGCUGUCGCGGCAGCAGCUCUGGAGCAGGUGACCAGAAACAACAACCCAACCGCAAUAGGACAAGCAACCGUCAGCGUUAUCCAAGUGGUGGUGCCGACACGGCCCCCGGUCCCCAGCAGCAUCAGCAGUCCCAGGACCAAAAUGCUCAACACCAACAAGGCCAAGGUCACCACAAUCAGCCUAGUCAAUGGUAUGGACGGAGUGGUCGGAGAGGGCGGCCGCGCGGUAGUGGUCGCGGGUUCUUGCAUCAGAACAAGAACACUCUUAAGUUUGAUAAUAACUAUGAGUUUAUACAACCAAAUACUAAAUUUGAGGAGCUGCGAAGCCAACUUGAGAAGACUAAGAUUUCUGAUGGCGACAGAAAGACAGAGAAUGCUGAGGUUGAGAAGAAGGAUGGUUUAGGGAAUGAGACUGGCGCUGGCGAGGCGGAGCUUGAAGAUAAAGGCUUCGCUGGAUACGAUAAGAAGAAGAGUUUCUUUGAUAGCAUCUCCUGCGAGGCUGGUAAAAGGUCGAUGGGUCGUAGCCAGCGAACAGACUCGAGAACUGAGCGUAAGGUGUACAAGGAGACGCACGGCUUCGGGAUGGCACAGCGUGGCGCGUGGCGCGGACGAACGGGCUGGCGACACCAGCCGCAUCACAACCCUCAAUACAAGCCGUGGAGGCCGAUGCGUGGUGGCCGCGGUCGCACCAAUCCUUCCGACCCCAACGUGAAUGCUAACGAGAGCUGCCAGCCGCGGAAUCACGCGCCCGAUGUAAAUUCCGCCUCGAAUGAAGCUCAGCAGCCGGUCGCCCUCCGUCUCUAG